CAGUAGGUAGGCAGCAUUCAACAACGUUAAACGCGAAAAAUCAUAGUCCGACUUAAACAAAAAAAAAGCCCGCGCUGAGAAAAUCGACAUAAUAAGUUUACAAUUCAGUGGAAACAUAAAAUGUCUCAACAGAAAAAGUACAAUGUGUUAUGAUACAGUGUUUGUUUCAGCACAAUAUAUAUAUUCGUUCGAUCAAUAAAAUCUUAAUUAACUUUAAUAAAUGAAUAAAACUGCAAUUAACCGAAUCGUAUUCAAGCACUCGACGAUUUUCGCAUAUACAUAAAACUUGACGAGAGUGCAUUUCGAAAUCGAUAAAAGACAACCGAAAGUACAUUUUGAUAAUCAGCAAUGGAUGUGAAAAGUGUUCUGCCAAGUAUACCGGAAUGGUUUGCUGGUAAAAAUAUUUUAAUUACCGGAGCGACCGGAUUCAUGGGCAAGGUUUUGGUGGAAAAACUGUUAAGAGAUUGUCCGGAUGUGGCGCAACUGUAUCUAUUGAUUCGACCGAAAAGGGGUGUUGAACCAGCCCAGAGGAGAGAGGACUAUAUUAACCAUUUUAUUUUCGAAAAUGUCCGCAAAUCAGACGCCAAGCAAAUGCAAAAAAUUAAAACGGUGAAGGGGGACGUGUCACUCGAAUGUUUGGGAAUCGAUGCAGCCGAUCGAACACAGCUUAUUGCCAAUGUGGACGUGGUAUUUCAUUGUGCAGCUAAUGUUCGAUUCGACCAACCACUAAAGGAUGCGGUUAAUUUGAAUACACUUGGCACGAAUCGAGUAUUGAAACUGGCAGAAGAGAUGACACGGCUAAAAGUAUUCGUUCAUGUAUCGACUGCCUAUUGUCAGUGCAACGAGGAUGUAUUGGAAGAACGUGGUUAUAGUGCGCCACACAGCCCACUGGGCAUUGCAAAAAUGACACAAUUACUGGAUGAUGAGGUACUGAGCAUGAUUACACCUAAACUGCUGAAAGGUCUGCCGAAUACAUAUGCUUACACAAAAGCGCUCACUGAAGAUCUAGUCAGUAGUUAUGAUAAUCGAAUACCGAUUGUCAUUACUCGACCAUCAAUAGUUACUGCUGCUUGGAAAGAACCAUAUCCUGGUUGGGUUGAAGGCAUGAAUGGUCCGACUGGUCUUAUGAUUGGAGCUGCUCGAGGUGUCGUACGGUCGAUGCAUUGUAAUCCUGAUCUCCCAAGUGAUGUCGUACCAGUUGAUACAGCCAUAAAUGCCAUUGUUGCAGCCGCCUGGGAACGGGGAUUGAAUGAAACAAAGAAAAUUCAAUAUGUAAAUAUAACAUUGCCGCAAGAAAAGCAACUGACAUGGGGCGAAAGUGUUGAGAAAGGAAAGGAAUUUUUUUACAAAAAUCCAUUGUGCUUUUCAUUAUGGUAUCCUGCUGGCUCAAUCAAGUCCAACUAUUUUCAUCAUAUUUUCUGUGUGAUAUUUUUCCAUUACUUGCCAGCAUAUUUCAUCGAUGCACUGCUUGUUCUACUAAGGAAGAAACCAUUUUUGGUGCAAGUGCAAAAGCGUGUUUCGCAAGGAUUGAAAGUUUUGCAGUACUAUACCACACGGAACUGGGUGUUUAAAAAUGACAACAUGAUGCAACUGCAUCGUCGGAUGAAUCAACGGGAUAGAGAAAGAUUUAAUUUCAAUGUUGAUGAGAUAAAUUGGGACGAUUACAUUGGAAACUAUAUUCUUGGUGCUCGUCAUUUUCUGUUGAAGGAAAAACCGGAAACGCUUCCGUCAGCACGAAAAUUGCUGCGAAAAUUGUAUUUGUUGGAUAAAUUUGUUCAUAUCAUGUUCUAUGUGCUGAUCAUUUGGAUGUUUUAUUCAUAUUGGGACACCAUACUGUACUCAUUUGAAGCGAUGUUUGAUGUUUCGCAGAAUUACUUCAGUCAACGGGGAAAAACCGCUCGUAAUGCUCACUAAUAACGGACUUACAGUUUUUAAUUUAAAGGGAAAAGAAUUUAAAACAAAAAUGAAGAAUUAAUUAUUUAUUUCAAUUUCUUUUUCCAUAUUUUUUACUUAAUAAAUAAAUACUCGGACUAAA
Molecule: messenger RNA, 2035 nt
Organism: Bradysia coprophila
Lineage: Eukaryota; Metazoa; Arthropoda; Insecta; Diptera; Sciaridae
Product: putative fatty acyl-CoA reductase CG5065
Biological process (GO): long-chain fatty-acyl-CoA metabolic process
Cellular component (GO): peroxisome
Molecular function (GO): alcohol-forming very long-chain fatty acyl-CoA reductase (NADP+) activity
Source: RefSeq, a predicted model, not a curated record